CUGAUCCAACCCUGUUUUCCAGAGGUCGCCUAUUCCCAGAGCACCGGCCAGAAGGAGCAGCUGAGCCGCUGCCUGCAGCGAGGGAUCCGGCGGGUCCAGGACCUCUGCAAGGUGCUGCAGCUCCCAGUGGUGUUUGAGGAAACGGCCGUGUCCUACUUCCAGAGGGCUCUGCGGCUCCCUGCCUUCCACCUGCUCAGCCUGGAGAAGAAGGAGCUGCUGGGGGGCUGCUGCGUGUUCGUGACGUGCCGCCAGCACAACUGGCCCCUGACCAUGGGCACCAUCUGCUCCCUCCUGUACGCCAGGCAGGACCUGUUCGCCGGUGUCUACCUGAGCCUGCAGAAGGAGCUGGGGCUGUCGGUGCCCGCCCUGAGCCUGGCAGACCUGGUGACCACACACCUCAACAGCUUCCGGCUGCUCCAGCCCUCGGCCAACGUCCCCGCGCCGUUCCUGGAGGACAAGGAGAAGCUGCUGGGCCGGACCAUGGCCAUUGUGGAGCUGGCCAGCGAGACGUGGCUGGUGACGGGCCGGCACCCCGUGCCCAUCGUCACAGCCGCGGCGUUCCUGGCCUGGCAGUCGCUGCGGCCCGGCCCGCGCCUCUCGUGCCCCUUGGCGCGGUUCUGCCGCCUGGCCGGGGUGGAUCUGCCGCCCCCGGCCCACCUCAGGCUGAAGGAGCUGCUGGAGAUCCUGCAGGGAAUGGCCUCCCAGCUCUCCUGGCUGCGCGGCUUUGACCUGGACAAGAAAACGGUGGUGAAGCACAUCGGGGACCUGCUGCAGCACCGCGUGUUCCUGCUGAAAAACGCCUUCAGCCAGCAGGACGGGGAGGAGCAGCAGGACACGGCCCCGGGUCAGGGCUCCCCAGGCCAGGAUCCUGGGGGCUCCCUGGUUAAGGACUCCCUGGAUAAAGAUUCCCCAGGCCAGGAUCCUGGGGGCUCCCCAAAUAAGGACUCCCCGGAUAAAGAUUCCCAGGAGGGCUCCCCAGGCCAGGAUCCUGGGGGCUCCUCAGAUAAGAACUCCUCAGGCCAGGAUCCUGUGGGCUCCCUGGAUGAGGAUUCCCUGGAUAAAGAUUCCCCAGGCCAGGAUCCUGGGGGCUCCCUGGAUAAGGACUCCCCGGAUAAGGACUCCUCAGGCCAGGAUUCCCCAGGCCAGGAUCCUGUGGGCUCCCCAAAUAAGGACUCCCCGGAUAAAGAUUCCCCAGGCCAGGGCUCCUCAGGCCAGGAUCCUGGGGGCUCCUCAGAUAAGGACUCCCUGGAUAAGGACUCCUCAGAUAAGGACUCCCCAGGCCAGGGCUCUCCCAGCUCUCCUCCAGUGACACAGGAGCAGGGCUGUCCCUCGGCAGGGAAGCCCCGGCGUGGGGGCACCCUGAGGCCGCUGCUCCCACCCUGUCUCAUCCACCCGAGGAAGAGGCUGCGCCCGGUGGCUCCGAGCGCCCCGGCCUCGGCCCUGACGGGCGACGAGCCCAUCUCGGACAGCGAGAUCGAGCAGUACCUGCGCAGCCCCGACGAGAUCCGCGCCUUCAGAAAGGCCAAGGCCUGGCUGUGACGGUGGCCCAGAGGACGGUGCUGCCAGGGACAGUUUGGGGACUAAAAGUGUGAAGCCCAGCCGGGACAGAGUGAUUGUGCUGCAGAGACUGGCACCCAGGGAAUGGGGCCGUGGGGAGGGAGCAGCCUGGGUCCUCCUUAAGGUGCUGGACCAAAAUGGGGUUUUUAUGGAGUGACUGCUUCAGGUCACGUUACAUUUCUAUUAAAAAUAAAUAAAAGUGCAAGUGCCAGGUUUUCCAGGGGUAGCCUCACCUUGGAUUUCUCAUUCUUCAGCAGAAUGACUUUGUGAGAGUCAAAAAACUGCAAGCCAGGCUGUAUUUGAACAUGAAGUCUGAGAGAAAUAACAGUAGGUCUUGGCAGAUUGGCAUAUCUUUAAUAUAUUAAACAAAACAUAUCUGCUA
Molecule: messenger RNA, 1939 nt
Organism: Cyanistes caeruleus (blue tit)
Lineage: Eukaryota; Metazoa; Chordata; Aves; Passeriformes; Paridae
Source: RefSeq, a predicted model, not a curated record